AUGUGUCUUCUCUAAAUAGCUGCAACGACUAAACUCUGCAGCUACUCUGUCACUGGAGUGGGUGGCUUCUUUCGUGCUUUGCUAAUUAACUGGGGGAUACAAAUGACAACCCCCAACAGACAGGACGGGGGCCGGCAGACUGGCCUCCCCCAACAGUGACCUUUUGAAUUCUCUGGAAUGUUGUUAUUAAUGUUAUUAAUUGUUAAUCAAUUGCUAAUCUGGUCUGUGGCCGUAAUAAACAGAACUAACUCACCCCUGAGGGCAACACCUUACAGAGCAGACAGCCAGGCCCUCCUGAGAGAGACCCGCCGCCGAGGGAUGGCCGGCCAUGUGGAUUCCGGGCCCCUCUGCCAAGAGGACCGGCCAGCUGCCCCGUCCCACCACCCCCCCUUGCUCUUAUCAGGAGCAGAGCCGGCUAGUAGCCAGUAGCAAAGGGCCCCGUGCUGUAGCAGGGCAGGCGUCACUGAUAAGGCGUCUUAUCAGGGCAGGGGGACGCUUGGGCCUUUUCUGCCCCUCCCCUGCCUGGCACCGGCUGGCGUGGCCGGCUCAGCCACUUUCUUCUCCUCCGGGCCAACAUGGGACCUCUUGUGCGCCUGCAGCUGGCUCUGCUCUUGUGCCUGUCCGUGGCUUCCGUGGCAGCUCAGGAGGGCAGGAACCUGCCCGAGGAGGUGGGGGAGGAGGAAGAGGAGGAGGAGGAGGAGGAUGGCAUCUUGGUCCUCAAGGAGCACAACUUUGGCCAAGCCCUGCAGAAGCACCAGCUGCUCCUGGUGGAGUUCUAUGCCCCCUGGUGCGGGCACUGCCAGGCCCUGGCCCCCGAGUAUGCCAAGGCCGCAGCCAUGCUGAAGAACGAGUCCUCGGCACUGAGGCUGGCCAAGGUGGACGCCACGCAGGAGCAGGCCCUGGGCACCGAGUUCGGGGUCACCGGCUACCCCGUCCUCAAACUCUUCAGGAACGGGAACCGCACACACCCCACGGACUUCGCCGGUGAGCGAGACGCCGAGGGAAUCGUGAAGUGGCUGAAGCGGAAAGCUGGGCCCAGCGCUGUGCUGCUUGAGGACGAGGCAGAGGCAACCGCUUUCCUAGCUGCUCACCCAGUGGCCGUGGUUGGAUUUUUCCACGACCUGGAGGACGAGGACGUGCUGCUCUUCCACGAGGUGGCCGGAGAUGCUCCCGACGUGGCCUUUGCCCUCACCAGCCGCCAGGCACUCUUCCAGAAAUACGAGGUCACUGGCAACAGAGUCCGCCUCUUCCGCUCCCAGGGGGACGAGCCGCAGGCCGACUUCCCGGUCGAUGAGGAGCUGGGCUUGGAUGCGGCGGAGCUGGCCCGCUUUGUCACUGUGCAGAGCCUGGACCUCGUUAUGGAGUUCACCAGCAAGAACUCCUCCAGGAUAUUUGGGGCCAAGAUCCUGCACCACCUGCUGCUCUUCAUCAACAAGACAGAGGUCUCCCAGCUGGAGCUGCUGGGCACCUUCCGGGGGGCAGCCGCCGCCUUCCGGGGCCAGGUGCUUUUUGUGCUGGUCGACGUCAAUGGGGAAGGCGCCCAAGUGCUGCAUUACUUCGGCCUGAAGACCCAGGACGCGCCCACCAUCCGCUUCAUCAGCAUCGAGAGCAACACAAAAUACCGCCUGGCCACCGAAGGGCUCACCGUGGCAGCCAUCGAUGCCUUCUGUCGGGACGUGCUUGAGGGCAGAGUUAAGCCCCACCUGAUGAGCGAGGAGAUCCCAGAGGACUGGGAUAAGCACCCCGUCAAAGUCCUGGUGGGCAAGAACUUCGAGCAAGUGGCGUUUGAUGAAGCCAAAAAUGUCUUUGUGAAGUUCUAUGCCCCCUGGUGCACCCACUGCAAGGCCAUGGCAGCUGUCUGGGAGCAACUGGGUGAGAAAUACAAAGACCACGAGGACAUCAUCAUUGCAGAGGUGGAUGCCACGGCCAAUGAAGUCGCAAACCUCACCAUCCGUGCCUACCCUACUCUGUACUACUUCCCUGCAGGGCCCAGCCGGAAGAUGACAGAAUACAAGAGUACCAGAGACCUGGAAACCUUCUCACUGUUCUUGGAAAACAAAGGCGAGUUACCUCCCCAGGAGGACCCAGGGGAACAGAAGGAGAACCGGACAAUCUCACCAGACGCCCCGGACUCCAGAGAUGAGUUGUAGAGCCUGCUGUGGCUACAAAUCCGAGGGGCCCCAGCGCCAUCUGACACCAAAGCUGGCCCCAAAUGCCAAACAGAUGAAAACCUGCUGUGGUGUAUUCUUGUGGGGGGUGGGAAGCAGCAGUGUCUUGAAGACCUGAACUCCCAAAUAUGCUUUUUGAAAAACACAGGCCACAAAUGACACUCAUUUGCUGCCACUGCAGAAAAGCCCACCAGUCGCUUUGGUAAUGAGCAUGGAAGUGCGCAAGACAGCCAGAGGCCAGGAUUAAAGACAAAACAGCUUCCUUUACAAGUGAUAAAAGUGCAGUGAUUUCAA
Messenger RNA from Hemicordylus capensis (graceful crag lizard), 2462 nucleotides. It is a transcript of the gene PDIA2, whose product is annotated as protein disulfide isomerase family A member 2. Gene Ontology annotation, biological process: protein folding; response to endoplasmic reticulum stress. Gene Ontology annotation, molecular function: protein disulfide isomerase activity. Lineage: Eukaryota; Metazoa; Chordata; Lepidosauria; Squamata; Cordylidae. Bases 576 to 2150 code for a protein of 524 amino acids. The record is from RefSeq and is a predicted model, not a curated record. The transcript is spliced from 11 exons. Gene Ontology annotation, cellular component: endoplasmic reticulum.